Molecule: messenger RNA, 882 nt
Organism: Raphanus sativus (radish)
Lineage: Eukaryota; Viridiplantae; Streptophyta; Magnoliopsida; Brassicales; Brassicaceae
Product: B3 domain-containing protein At3g17010
Exons: 5
Molecular function (GO): DNA binding
Source: RefSeq, a predicted model, not a curated record
AUGGGGUGGGACCGUGGUUUUGCUCGGGUUAAGGAAGAAAGAAAGAACUUGAGCUUCUUCAAGAUAUUCCAGAGUGCAGAUUUAUCCUCCGAAUCUAUGAGAGCGAUGCCUUACAACUUCAUGAAGAAUGUGUCUAAGAAAGACUUCCACUACAAGAUGGUGAUAAGAGCGCAGUGGGGAAGCUCGUGGGAAGUAGACAUCUCCAAGAACCCUAGUUUCUACUACAUGGAGAAGUCUGGAUGGAACCAGUUUGUGAGCGACAAUGCUUUGGGAGAAAACGAGUUUGUGACUUUCACUCACAAGGGUUUAAUGUGCUUCAAUGUCAACAUCUAUGGGAAGAACGGCAAGGAGAUUGUCACACCUCGCAAACCCCAGACAACGACUCCAUUUAGUGGGAUCAAGAAAGAAGAAGGUGAGAGCAGCUACAGAGAUGUGAAGAAGGAAGAUGAGUCCACGGGAGGAGUUGAGUUGGAAGAGGAAAAGAAGAAGGCUGCUGAAUCCAAAACAUCCAAGAAGAAGAGCAAGAGCAAGAAAGUGGAGAAAGAAGAAGAAGAUCAAGAGAAAGAAAGUCAAGAACGGUGUGUUCCAGAAUUCAAAAUCACCAUAACGAACUCAUACCUCAAGUUCCUUGGCAAUCCCAAAGAUGUUUGAGGAGGCGUACACAUCCCAGAUGAGUCUAAGGUGUACAUGAUACAUAACUCGGAAGGGAAGGGUUCAUGGGAGGUGCAUUGCUUGGUGAGGCAGACUCGUACAAUCUUCUUCAAGUGGAUGAGAGUAGACUCGCACGCUGUGAGUACCCUUUAUCGGUUUGGUGAUAGGUGUACCUUCCACCUCGUCAAACCUACCGAGUUUGUCCUCACCUCUAAGAAGGCCAGAGAGUAG